AAACCGCGAUAAACAUCCGAGAAAGCAACACCGUGGAGCCAACGAGGGUGUCAGGGUUGGCAACAUAGCGGGUGUUACUCCAUCUAGUACGGAGUGUUUAUUCUGCCGCGUAUAUCGACCGGUGAGCGCUCGCGGCUCGGAGGGCGCGCGCCGCCCGGCUCAGUCGCGAUCGCCGCCUUGACGCUGUUGGAUGUCUCCUCACCUCAAGUGACAGCUGCUGCCGAUUUCUUAACAACAAAUCGAUCUUAGCAAAACAAAAUCUCAAAUAAUACUGUAUCGAAUUCGAAUUGUCGGACGUUUUAGAAGCAUGCUUAUGUGACGAAACAGAACUAGAGUGUUUGGUUUGUGAAUUAAAAGAUUGCGGCUUUUGCUGGUUGGCAAAUCUUCGAGCGGCUGUCCAAAGGUGCAGGAGUAGCGUUAGAAAAUACAUGAACAGAUUCCACGAAAACAAGCAUUCAAUAAUGGCGGUGAAAUUACUUCUGAGAAUUCAAUCCAUUUUAAUAUUUACGCAUUGAAAGCAAUAACUGUGAUGUGAAGAUUUAGGUGUAGGGUUAAGAUAUUUUGUAUUGGUUCAAUGGGACGUGGAAGGAGUUGCGCGCUCAAAUGAGUCAGUUGCCGAAUAAGCACCAUCGCCCUGAGGCGACUUACAGAAGUUGUUCUCAGUCAUUGCCUCUUGAUAUCCUAUGGUUGCCGCGGUCGUCGUUCCGGCCGGCGGAGGGCGAGCUGGCGGACUGCGUUCUGGUGGUGGGCGUGUCGCGGCCCAAGCUAGCCGCGGCGCUGCUCUCCGUCACGCUACUGUCGCUCUUUCUCACCUUCCAUGUCCUCUAUGACAGCGCACUCUAUAGUAUACAGGCGGCCAGCAUGGCGUCAGCUGCUAGCGAGAAUCGCAAGAUGUUGCUUAGCCAAGAGAGUGACACGCGUACCAUCAGUCACCCCAUGGCGUUACGGAAGAGACUUAGACCUCCUAAGCAGCCUAGACCUGCUCGAAGACUUCCACAGGCUUUAAUCGUCGGCGUCCGGAAAUGUGGCACUCGAGCUCUCCUGGAAAUGCUGUACCUACAUCCGAUGGUCCAAAAGGCUUCCGGAGAAGUUCAUUUCUUCGACAGAGAUGAGAACUACGCUUUGGGCCUGGAAUGGUACAGAAGUAAAAUGCCGUUGUCGUUCAAAGGACAAAUCACCAUUGAGAAGAGUCCUAGCUAUUUUGUUACGCCAGAGGUACCAGAACGCGUUCGGGCAAUGAACUCCUCAGUCCGUCUUCUACUAAUAGUCCGGGAACCAGUUACACGAGCGAUAUCCGAUUACACGCAACUACGAAGUCGGGCCACACCAUCUGUGCCAGCCCAAUCUCAGUCAACCGGACAAGCUAUUGCCAACACUGCGAAACCCUUCGAACAUCUAGCCAUCUCUCCAGACGGAUCUAUCAACGUGGCUUACAGGCCGAUAGCGAUAUCUCUAUAUCACGCUCAUCUGCAUCGUUGGCUGGAGGUGUUUCCACGAGAACAAAUCCUGGUUGUCAACGGCGACCAGCUUAUUGAAGACCCAGUGCCACAGUUGCGUCGGAUCGAGAAGUUCCUUGGACUCGAACAUAAAAUAGGAAGGAAAAAUUUCUACUUCAAUGAAACAAAAGGGUUCUAUUGCCUCCGCAACGACACGACAGACAAAUGUUUGCGCGAGACAAAAGGUCGUAAGCACCCGAGAGUCGAUCCCACCGUUGUGACUAAACUGAGGAAGUUCUUUAUACAGCACAACCAGAAAUUCUACGAUCUCGUCGGAGAGGAUCUUGGCUGGCCUGAAGAUUAAAAGGUUGCUUGGAUAACAGAAAAAAAAUAAAAAAAAUAAACCAUAUUAUUAUAUCCAAAAACACCAUAAUUUCUAUAUAUGAUUUACUAAUGAAAUUAUAUAAGUAUACACCGUAGCAAUAAAAAAAAAAAAUGUUUUACAAAAAUUUAUCUUCACUUAAAAAAAUUUAGAGAUUUAGGCAAAUAAAUACCAAGCAAUAAAAUUUUAGGGUUGAAUUAUAAAGUAAUUGGAUUUCAGACGCCUUGUUAAUAAAGAAUUAAAUAUAAUGAAUGUUGUGAUCAGAUACAUAUCAAAAGUAAAUUAUUAAAUAUUUCUUAAAGUAAAUAAUACAUAUCAUUAGAAUGUAAAUUUUUUUAAUCUUUACGUAUAUACAUUUAAACAUAGUUUAAGUCACCCAGGAACAAAAAAUUUAUUGAUCUUGUAAUUUUCAUAAAAUAUUAUUUAUUUACUAGCAAAAAUAUAUUUAUAAUAUUAUGAAUUAUUAACGAUUCAGUUGGCUAUACAAAUUUUAUGAGAACCACUUUUAGAAUUAUUAAAAACGUUUAAAAUAGAAGUUUGCACUAGGAAAGGGAACAAUGUAAUGAAUGGCACUGAACCGCAAUUCUUAAUAUAAAUAAUAUCAAGAUAAAGUUCAUGGAAAAACAAACAAAAUUCGUACAUAAAGACACGGGUAACGUGUUUUUUUUUCUAUAUCCGCGUUCAAUACCUAAAUUCAACUAAGGAUGUAAAAGGAAGAAUUGAAAAAACAAUCUUAAACAUAAUGUCUGAAAAGGCGUUGUUCUCAACUACCUUCCGAUUGCCAAGAAUAGGAAAACUAUUUUCACCUAAAUAAUUAAUCAGUGUGGUGGGUGCCAUUUCGCAUGAUGAAUGUAUUUACGAGCUAGUUUAUGCAUGAAAAGAUCAGAAUUGUAUAACGAACGCCAAUUUGUUAAGCGCUGAUUUAAAAACAAAAAAAAAAACCGACCCAUUGGUAUCUUGAGCAAUAUAUUUUUGUAAAUGUAAUUAAGGAUUUUAUUAAGUAUACAGAAUUACGGCACAGUCGUGAUUUUUCAUACGAUUUGUGAUUUUUUUUUUAGUACAGAAAUUGAAUAUAAGUAAGUACUAAGAAUGCGUGUUGUAAAAUAGAUUUCAAGCUUUCCUCUAUUUAGAUGUUGUGAUUGGUCGUGUGUUAUUGUAGUUGUUUUACAUAUAAAAAUAAAUAUUUCGUUUUGUCGCUAAAGAGAAAGUCCUAUUCUUCGAAAUUAAUACAAAUUAGUAGAUUAAUAAAUGUUAUUAUAAUCUUCUCGUAGCGUCUAAAUUGCGGAUUCUUAUUUUUAUCUAUAUCAAUGUUUUAUUAGUUCAUAGUCUUCUCUUGGUUACUGGUCUUCGACUAAUACGUGUUAGUUUUUUUGGUAGUACGUGCCGAUUGAAUGUGUCAACGCCGUUAUUAAUAAGAACUGGUGUGAAGCAAUUCUACGCGGGUUGAGAGUAUUCUUUAUAAGUGUAACAAUAAAGACUGAAAAGAGUUAGUUGAAUAAGUCUAAGUAAUAUCUUUAUAGCUUAAAUGUCCAUAGCUAUUACGGGAGACGGCGAGCCCUUUAGCAAAGCAACAUCGAUGUUGGGCAGUUAGGAGACUUAGUUUAUUUAAGUAGUAUUUGCUUCGGUGUUAAAUUUGUUCAGAGUCAACGAAUAUUUAUAUGUUUUUAUAUUAUAAUAAUAAUAUCGCAUCAUUUGCGGACACUUUUGACAUUGUCAGAAAAUAUGCAAUAAGUACACAUUAUUAAGUAAUAUAAAGAACGAUCUUGAUUCACCAUUGAACGGGAUGUGUUGAAAAUCUAGUAUUUACCAGACACAGGGAUUUGACAGACUUAACAUAAUACAUAUUAUAAGUGAAAAUAUCUUCUAUUCUCAAUUAAAAUUUAAUUAUAUUAUUAUAUGAUAAUUUUUCCAUAUUCCUUAAUUAGUGUCAACCCAAAAAUUACCGUUAUUUUAUUUGUACACACUUCAUUAUAGCUUAGAGAAAAUACAAUUUUCAACACAUCACGUCUCACAAGAAUAUCAAGCAUAUCAAUAUUAUAAUAAAUAUUAAAUAGUUACUACACUAAUAUUUUAUAAAUUUAAAUAAUAUUUAGAUAACAAGAAUCUUUGAUUUAAGUAUUGAAUUAGUCUGUGGAUAAUUUAAUCACUGUUAAAUGUUGUGCACUUUCGUAAAGUGUAGUUGAAACUUUUAUUAGUGAGAUAAAUUUAUUAGUUUAAUUUUUUUUGUGUACAAAGUGGAUUCGUGAUGUUUUCAAUUUCUACAACACUUAUUAGGUUUAACUAUAUUUUUGAAUCAGUUCACGGCGAGGGAGAAUGAAUUAUCUUGUCUUUUAGAAUAGCUGAAAUUCAGAGUUUGACCGUUUGAUGGUACAAUGAACAUAAUUUCGCACCGAUUAAAGGCAUAAUCCUUCCUCCGACCCCGGGACGACCGCCGCGGAUCAUUGCGGAGAGAGAAGUUCUCGUUCACUCUCUCAAUGUCGUGGCGUGCAAUCUUUGACAGGAUAUAAGACCUACUACACACAGACUAAAACAGACACUUGAAAAUAAUUCAAAAAUUAAAAAAAAUCAAGAGAGAAAUGGAACGAGAGCGUAUGUGACUAUUGGCAGGCAAUACUUUUUUUGACUUCCCACAAGACGUACACGAACCAGACGACAAGGAACGAAUUGACCGUCCUCUUAUGUACAUAAAAUAGACGACAAAAGAACUAACCGACCGUUCACUCACGUUCCGCCAACUCUAGUAUGAUGAUGGCCUCACAGAAGCCAAGCAUUGCCUUCCAGAACUCGUACAUCGUAACCUCUACUGUCGACAGCGACGACUCCGUCCCUUUCUUUUUCCUACCUAUGCUGAUAGCCUUGAGAGGCUAUAUCAGCUUUGCUCUAACGUGGAGGUGAGCUCACGGGGCUCAAACCGAAGUGGUGCUAACACUGGCCCUAGCAAGAGCAGUGCUUCGCAGAAUCUACCACCGGAUCGGAAACGCGACCCACUGAGAAGAUCCGGCGAGAAACUCAGUGGGCUGUAUCUGUGGGACUCCGUCCCAUUAGCGCGACAAAGACACGACGCUGUCUCUCUCAAAGUAGCUAGCUAGAUAUUUCGUAUGUUCCGUAGCGUUUUCGUCACAGCAACAAUGGUGGCUCUCCGUCACGGCAAGACGCAACGAGUUCAGCUUUUUUUUUAUUCCUUAGAAGACAGUCGAGUAUACGGCCCACCUGAUCAAAAAUUGUCAUUGAUACUCGUGAAAAUCAAGAAAAAGGAGACUUCAUAGCUCUUAGGAAAUAUCAGGCUUGGAAAAAAGAAAUCUCUGGAAACGAAAAAUCUUCACUGCGGAUGAGCGCGGUGAGUAAAAUGGAGAUGCGAUCGUUUAGAGAUUUUUGUGGAACGAAGCAAAAUAUAGCCCGUUUAGACUUUCAUAAAAUUGAUAAAAAAUGUUAUAUUAAAAUUUAUCAGAAUAGAAUUGUUUGAGAUGAUUCCAACAUCUCGUUUUUAACAUCGCGCCCGCCACCGCAGUGAGAUCAUCCAUACUGCUUGGAACCACUGCGUUCAUCCACAAUGCAAUUCUAGAGAUCUUGUUUGCCAGGUAUCGUCCGACUGUGGAAUGAGCUUCCCCACGGUGUUUUUUCACGAGCGCUAUAACAUGUCCUUCUUCAAACGAAGCUUGUGGAGAGUACUUCACGGUAAGCAGCGGCUUGGCUCUGCCACUGGCAUUGCAGAAGUCCAUGGGCGACGGUAACCACUCACCAUCAGGUGGGCCGCAUGCUCGUCUGCCUACAAGGGCAACAAAAAAGAAAUUAUUAUACACCGAAUCCAGAUAAACAAUUUACAAAUGUUAUCUAUGUUUGAAUUGCACCGACUCACUUAAUUUGAAUAAUGUUGAAUAAUUUAAAGCAAACACCAAUCCUUUCGCAGCAACACUUCGUCUGUAUAAAGCAGACAUUCGUGUGCAAAUCUCAAUAAAAUAUGUAUACACCUGGUGCGGAUUUCCAUUUUUUAAAUAAAUAUGUAUGGAAACAGCCUUGUAAGGGAAUAGUCGAUGACAACGCUUUGUAUUGCGUGUAUAUGCAGCACCACCGACACAUUUAGCAAAACAUAGUUUCGAAUAGACGUUACUGGAGUGAUUAAGUGUAAAUAUUGUGGAAUAAUCAGAUUAGAAAAUAAGCUUUAGCGUUGAAUUUUGGUAACAAGCCGGCCUGAGAUAAAAGGCUUUGUAACCAACCCAAAUAGAGUCAAUCAAAUUCAAUAUCUGUUAUGGUUGACGUAUUACUUUGUUCUCCGGUGUUAUUGUUUCUUGAAUUUCACAUUAAAAUCACCCCUUAGGGAAUAUCUUGCUAAAACGUCACAAUACUUGAAGGGCUGUUGCGAUGAGAAUCACCCGCCUUAUAUUGUACCAUCGAAAUUAAUUACACUGCACAGCUUCCUAGAGCUUUUACAACCUAUCACUAUGUAAAUUUAAUUGGGAGAAUUCCAAAUUUGUAUUUAAUUAUGUCAUAUAAAAUUGGUUUAAUCAUUUGAAACAAGGUAGGAGUUUAUGACCGUGAAUCUGCGUGGUCUUCGAGUUUAUACAAAUCCGGCUGACAGUCUAAUGCUAUCCAAACUUCUAACAAAACGAGCAAGUUAUUUACAAAGAAAAAUAAAGAAGAAACAAAAUGGAAAUGUACUAUAAAAUGGUAAAAAUUUUACAUAUUUAAAGAAAAAAUAUAAUUUUCCAUAGAGCUAUAAUAGUUAUAAAGCAUGUUAUUGGCAAAUAAAUAUGUGUUUUUAUGAAGUUUUAAAAUACAUCAAAUUGAUAGAAAUAUAUUCAUAAAACUGUUGUUUUUUAAGCAAGUAAAGUAAAAUUAAUAAUAUGUUUACAAUGUAUUAAUUAAUUGAUUAUUCAAAAUGACAUUGAAUUAUCGUAAAUAAUAUAUGGAUUAUUGUGCCGUAAACCUUCGCCGUGGCAGAUACGUUUAAUUCAUAUAUAAAAUAUAUCGUACUGUUGAACUGAUGAUUACUAAGAAAAAUGUAUUUUAUGUUUGAAAAGAUAAUGUACAAUUUAUAGCAGAUUUACAAAUUAUUCAUUAUUGCGUCACUUUCAAUUGUUACUUCAAUAUCUUGUAAAUAUCUUCUAAAGUCCUCUAGUUAAAUCAUCUAAAUCUUACGUCUUCUAUAAAUAAAGAAAUGAAUCAAC
Bombyx mori (domestic silkworm) is the source of this 6983-nucleotide messenger RNA. RefSeq names its product heparan sulfate glucosamine 3-O-sulfotransferase 5 (gene Hs3st-A). The transcript has 9 exons. The coding region runs from base 604 to 1800 and encodes 398 amino acids. Gene Ontology annotation, molecular function: [heparan sulfate]-glucosamine 3-sulfotransferase activity. Lineage: Eukaryota; Metazoa; Arthropoda; Insecta; Lepidoptera; Bombycidae. The record is from RefSeq and is a predicted model, not a curated record.